Molecule: messenger RNA, 1688 nt
Organism: Brassica rapa (field mustard)
Lineage: Eukaryota; Viridiplantae; Streptophyta; Magnoliopsida; Brassicales; Brassicaceae
Product: chorismate synthase, chloroplastic
Biological process (GO): chorismate biosynthetic process; aromatic amino acid biosynthetic process
Cellular component (GO): cytosol
Molecular function (GO): FMN binding; chorismate synthase activity
Source: RefSeq, a predicted model, not a curated record
GUUUGGUUCAUGUCGUCUGGGGUAGUGUUGGUAGGUGGAGGAUUGGAUUUGCAGAGGGAAGAAGACCACAAGAAAAGGCCAUUAUAAUACUUUCGACUAGGCAUUAGCCACCAACCCCACCCCCUCACCAACUCCUCCUUUUUAACCUUUCUCUCUCUCUCUCUCUCUCUCAUUCGUCUUUCUUCUGCUUCGAUCCUCAUCAUGGCAUCUUCUCUCACCUCCAAAUCCAUUCUCGGAUCCACCAAACCCGGUUCUUCUCCGGACCUCCGUCGUCUCUCCUCUCCCGCGGUUCAGAUCUCAAUCCGAACCCAACCCAAGAAGAACCUCCAGAUACAAGCUACUGGAAGCUCAUAUGGGACUCACUUUCGAGUUUCCACCUUUGGAGAAUCUCAUGGAGGAGGCGUUGGCUGUAUAAUCGAUGGAUGUCCUCCUCGGAUUCCACUCUCUGAAUCUGAUUUGCAAUUCGAUCUUGAUAGGAGGAGACCCGGUCAGAGCCGGAUCACGACUCCUAGAAAAGAGACUGAUACUUGCCGGAUAUCUUCUGGUGUCUCCGAAGGGAUGACGACAGGAACACCUAUCCAUGUCUUUGUGCCAAACACUGAUCAGAGAGGACUUGAUUACAGUGAGAUGUCAGUUGCCUAUAGGCCAUCUCAUGCUGAUGCUACUUAUGACAUGAAGUAUGGUGUCAGAUCUGUACAGGGUGGUGGGAGAUCAUCAGCGAGAGAAACCAUAGGAAGAGUUGCUCCUGGAGCUUUAGCCAAGAAAAUCUUGAAGCAAUUUGCAGGAACUGAGAUUCUUGCCUAUGUCUCGCAAGUCCACCAAGUUGUACUUCCAGAGGAUUUGGUAGACCACGAGAAUCUGACACUCGAACAGAUAGAAAAUAACAUUGUCAGGUGCCCCAAUCCAGAGUAUGCAGAAAAGAUGAUAGCUGCGAUAGAUGCUGUCAGGACUAAAGGGAACUCUGUUGGUGGUGUUGUGACCUGCAUCGUCCGGAAUGCUCCACGUGGGCUUGGAACGCCGGUGUUCGAUAAACUUGAAGCAGAACUAGCAAAAGCUUGUAUGUCCUUACCUGCAACAAAGGGCUUUGAGUUUGGUAGUGGCUUCUCAGGUACCUUUCUGACUGGUCUUGAACACAAUGAUGAGUUCUAUACCGAUGAAAACGGAAGAAUAAGAACAAAAACAAACCGAUCCGGUGGAAUUCAGGGAGGGAUAUCAAACGGUGAGAUAAUAAACAUGAGAGUAGCCUUCAAACCAACAUCUACAAUUGGAAGAAAGCAGAACACUGUGACCAGAGAUAAGCAAGAAACAGAGAUGAUUGCGCGUGGACGUCAUGAUCCCUGUGUUGUUCCACGAGCUGUGCCGAUGGUGGAAGCAAUGGUGGCUUUAGUUCUUGUGGAUCAAUUGAUGGCGCAAUACGCACAGUGCCAUUUGUUUCCAAUAAAUCCAGAGCUGCAGGAACCUCUUCGGACAGCUUCUCCUGUUGAGCUUGAGCAGCCGCAAAAUGCUGCUGCUUUGUAAGCAUAACUCGAGAAGAUUUAGAGUGAUGAGACAGACAAAGAGACGCUUCACUUUUGUUGUGUGAUUAUUACUACGAAUAAAAUGGUUAAUUUUGCAAGAUGAUUUUACCACUGUUUAGUACUUUCUCUAUAAUAUUUACAUCACUAUUAAACGAAACACUUUUCUACACA